This is a messenger RNA of Loxodonta africana (African savanna elephant), 2275 nucleotides long. Its product is annotated as melanoma-associated antigen B2-like. The transcript has a single exon. Bases 96 to 1133 code for a protein of 345 amino acids. NCBI's taxonomy places the organism in Eukaryota, Metazoa, Chordata, Mammalia, Proboscidea, Elephantidae. The record is from RefSeq and is a predicted model, not a curated record. Gene Ontology annotation, cellular component: nucleus. Gene Ontology annotation, biological process: negative regulation of transcription by RNA polymerase II.
AGGGGUGCACAUUCUCUCAGCCUCCCUCCUCCUGUGGACCAACAUCACCUGCCCUCCUUUAGCACUCCUGCCUGCUGUCCUUGAGCAGAGUCAUCAUGCCUCGUGGUCAUAAGAGUAAGCUCCGUGCCCGUGAGAAAUGUCGCCAGACCCAAGGUGACAUCCACAGUGUCAAGGGUGCUCAGGCCACUGCAGCAGAGGAGGAAGGGUCCCCCUCCUCUUCCCCUCCUCUUUUUGGGGGGCCUCCCCAGAGCUCCCCUGCUACUCGCACUCCCCAGGGGUGUCAGAGAGCCCCAUCCACCACUGCUGCAGGUGCUUCGGGCAGAAGAGCUCCUAGAGGGGCCAAUGGCCAAAGUGAGGGAGGUCCAAGUUCCUGUUCUGCCCGAGCCCCCAAUGAGAAGUCAUGUAGAGACCCUAUAACGGGGAGGGUGAUCAUGUUGUCACAGUUCCUGCUGUCCAAGUAUGAAACGCAGGAGCGCAUUACGAAGGGAAAAAUGAUGAAGAUCAUCAACAAAAGGUACAAGGAGCACUUCCCCGAGAUUCUGAGGAGAGCCUCUGAGUACAUAGAGAUGGUCUUUGGCCUUGACGUGAAGGAAGUCAAUUCCAAAGGUCAAUCCUAUACCCUUGUCAGCAAAUUGGAGAUCACCGAGGAAGAGAAUAUGAGUGGUGGUAGGGAGUUUCCCAAGAAGGGGCUCCUGAUGCCUCUCCUGGCCAUGAUCUACACAAAUGGAAACCGUGCCACCGAGGAGGAGAUGUGGGAAUUCCUGAAUAUGGUGGGGAUGUACGAUGGCAAGACGCACUUCAUCUUUGGGGAGCCCCGGAAGCUUGUCACCAAAGAUUUGGUGCAGGCAAAGUUCCUGGACUACCGGCAGGUGCCAAACAGUGAUCCACCACGCUACCAAUUCCUGUGGGGUCCCAGAGCCCAAGCCAAAGCCAGCAAGAUAAAAGUCCUAGAGUUUUUGGCCAAGGGCAACAAUACAUGUUCCAGUGCCUUCCAAGCCCUGUAUGAAGAAACUUGUAGAGAUGAGGAAGAGAGAGCCACAGGCAGAGAAUGUGCUGGGGCUAGUCCUAAUGCCAGGGCCAGGGCUAGUGUCAGGGUGAGUCCAGCCGGUCAUCCCAUUCCUAGUGAAGUCUGAAGCAGAUUCUUCACUUUGUUGUUGAAAAUGGCUGUUAACCUUUUAAGUAGUGGAGGCAACAUGGGGCUGGAGGGAGCACAUGUAUGUCUUCUUGUAUUCCUGUUAUACUUGAGUAACUUAUAGAUUUAGCCCGUUUUUUUUUCUUUUUUUGUAUUUUUCAAAUGUUCCUUUUAUUUCAAGGUUUAUUAGGAUUCAGAAUCUCAAUUCACUCUCAUGCAUUACUGCUGUUCUUUUGCUUGAUUUAGGUGUAAGAGUUUUGUAUUGUGUAAAACAAAUUGAAAAUCCUUGAAUCUAUUUUUCUGAAUCCAGAACUAGUUAACGUGGUAUCGGAAUAGAGAUGUUCUUUGAAAUAUUAAAGACAUCCACAAUAGUUGGGAUCACAAGAUUGAGGUGGAUAAAUAUAAAUGUUGGUCAAUUCUUGGUUUUCUGUGUUCCAUUCGGUUAAAGUAAAACAUGCGUGUGCCUGGAUAUGUUUAGCUUAUUCAAAGCUGUUGUAGAAAAUAAAUCGUGAUGAUUUGAUCUCUUGUUCCCUGGCUCUUAUUUUCCCCAAAGAGCAAUUGAGCGUCUGCUCUUUGGAAGGCUUCAUGCUAGUACAGGGCCCUUUAGGCAAACAUGUCGAAGUCCGUGUGUAUAGAUUUUAGAGUUCAACAGCAGCUAUGAAAUAAGGAGGAGGUUGAGAUACACUCCAAGACCUCAGGCCUAGUACAAGAGGAGUGAGCACUUCAGGGUUCCCUCUAGUGUAAAUGCCUUGAGGGAGGGCAGUUUGGGGCCUUGGGAAACUUUGAUCUCUCAGUGGGGGUGGGGAGAAUUUUAAGUUAGGAAGCAUAGGGUAGGGAAGGGUAGGGGGUGAGAAGAGCAGGUAGGGGUGAGGUGGUGGGGAGGGAGUCCAGAUAAGCCUGUGUGAGGGGUGAGCAGGGUAAGACCCUCCCAUGGUGUGUCUGAGCCUGGCUAGGCUGUGCCUGGAAUGGAAACCAGUUCUUCACAGUGACUCUGGGUUUGUGGACAAACCAGAGAGGAAUCAUCUCCUGGGGCAGGAUUGGAAGGUGCCCUGUCCCCUUGUCCCAGUGUACUUGAACAGGUUUUCUGACUGGUUGUGUUCUGCAUAGCGUGUCCAAGGAGUUCCUGAGAAAUAGGGAGCUACU